CAUUUGCAUCCACUCCAUCCGCUAUACACCCAGUGCUCCCUCCAUGUCCCCUCUGUUGCUGCACCGCUUCAAGACUCGCCGCGUCGCUGUUGUCCCUGACCCCAACGACUUUAGUGACGCUUGCCAUCCAUCAAGCGUCCACGACUUUCGCCAUCGCAAACAUAGACGGCUCAUGCUAGACUUUUGGCAAGGGCUCCUCGCGGCUCUCGAAAGACUCGCCAUGUUACCGUCGAUGCUGCACUCGGUGCUUCCAUUGCUGUCGCCACGAAAACGCGUCCGAGAUGCCGUGCGGACGUAUGACCGGACCAUGGACGACCUGCUACGCGAAAUCCAACGCCUCAUGGAAGCACCACUGGAUCCCGCCAACCUGCUCGACAUGUCGGCAGCGCUGCAGCGACAGUUUGCCCCAAAGCUGCAGUCCAGCGACAUUUGCAUGUUGCCUUCAUACAACCACAAGCUCCCCUCUGGCCUCGAAAAAGGAACCUACCUGGCUCUCGAUGUCGGCGGAUCGACAUUCCGGAUUGCGCUGGUCGAGUUGAACGGCAAGAAGCCCGGCACCAAGAACAUGCGUAUCGUCGCCAUGAAGAGUUACAAGAUCGACGAGAAAGUCCGCCAACGAAGCGGACAUGACUUCUUCGAGUGGAUGGCCGACAAGAUACAGCUGGCGCUUGCCGAUCCGCAACUGCAGCCUUCGGCCACGAUUCCCAUGGGCCUGGCAUGGUCUUUUCCUGUUGAGCAAACUUCUAGUCGCAGCGCCAACUUGCUCGACAUGGGCAAAGGCUUCCGAGCAACCGAAGGGCUCCUCGGCCGAGACCUGAGCGAGUUGAUAAUGGCACCAUGCAGAAAGAGGAACCUGCCGGUGCACAUGGACUCGAUAGUCAACGAUUCUUCUGCAACACUGCUAUCGCGUGCUUACGAAGAUCCAUCCACUCGCUUUGCUGUCAUUCUGGGAACUGGCUUCAACAUCUCUGUACACCUUCCUGUAUCCGCGCUCGGCACCACCAAGUACAAGGGAUACCCUCAGCAAUGGCUCGACGAAGCUACUCAUGUUCUCGUCAACACAGAAUGCAGCAUGUUUGGAAAGGGCGUGUUCCCUACGACUAGAUGGGACGACCAUCUGAACGAGACACACAUCCGUCCCGACUUUCAGCCUUUUGAGCACAUGAUCAGCGGCCGCUACAUGGGCGAGAUUGUGCGACUCAUCAUUGUCGAAGCCGUACACACAGCCGGCCUGUUCAGCGGCGAAAUGCCCGCCCACCUCAACGAGCCCUACACUCUAGACACUGGCACCAUUGCCGCCAUGGAAAUGGACGACUCAAAAUACCUCACACAAGCCACAGCCCUCUUCCAAUCCCAGCAUCCCCUCAGCAAGCCUCCUACCGUCAACGACAUUCAGUUUGUGCGCCAAGUCUCGCAGCUCGUCUCGCAUCGCGCCGCCGCCUUUCUUGCAACGGGUAUCCACGCACUGUGGGCCCUUCGCACCGAGGCGGAAGGCCUGACGCCCGCAUCCGCUGGUCGGAUGAGCAUCGGUUGCAACGGCUCCGUCAUUGAAAAGUACCCACUUUUCAGAGAACUCUGCCAAUCCCAUCUCCAUGAGCUGACGGCUGCUUCGGGCGCACCGCAAAGGUCCAUUUCGCUCGAGAUUGCAGUCGAAUCAGCUAUUUUUGGCGCUGCAGUCUCGGCAUGCUGUCUUGAGGGGCAAUGAUAGUUUUUUUUGCUUUUUUCAAGACAGCAUUUCUUUCUAUUCUUCUUUCUUUUUCUUCUUUUUCUUCUUCUUCUUUACACGGCUAUUGUAUAUACAUCACUUCACCAUCUAGACAUUCACUCUAGGGCCAGAUUACGAGAAGAUUUUUUCUUUCUUUACAGAGGCAAGGCAGGGCAUAUGGGAACUUCUUGGUUUUCUUCAUUUUUUUGGGUUUCAAGCGUCAUGCAAGUUCCCCCAGCCCCAAUGGCGUUUGUUGCUUUAUCGGUAUCCGAAAAAAAACCCUCAAAUGAACUGGGAGGGGAAAGAAAGAGGCAGAGCGGUUCCCCCCAUUACGACAGUGUCUAGGCAUACAUACAUGCAAUUAUCAUGAUCUAAUGAAGAACGGUUGUCCCCC
Exserohilum turcica Et28A is the source of this 2099-nucleotide messenger RNA. RefSeq lists its product as uncharacterized. Gene Ontology annotation, biological process: glycolytic process; glucose 6-phosphate metabolic process; intracellular glucose homeostasis. The transcript is spliced from 3 exons. Gene Ontology annotation, molecular function: ATP binding; D-glucose binding; glucokinase activity. The record is from RefSeq and is a predicted model, not a curated record. The coding region runs from base 44 to 1705 and encodes 553 amino acids. Lineage: Eukaryota; Fungi; Ascomycota; Dothideomycetes; Pleosporales; Pleosporaceae. Gene Ontology annotation, cellular component: mitochondrion; cytosol.